AUGCGAGCGAAGAUACCACUCGAAGAUAUACUCAUUGAUAAUCCACAGCGGCUGUCAUUAAUUGAACUUUUCGAAGAGGAUACAUCUAACCUUAGAAACUGGAGUCAUCAGCUGAAUUUUGCAUUAGAGAAAUGGUCAUCUGCUCAAAAAUUACUUUCGAAAACGACGGGUGAUUUAGCUAGUGUAAUUUCUUCAUAUGGCAAUCAGAAAUUUCCUCUCGAUGAAACUCUAUUUGAUAUACCAUCAGUUACAAAUCGCGUAGCGCAUACACUUAAUGAAAUCAUGAGUUGGAUGGACAUCCUCAAUGAACAGAUAAACUGUUGUAUCCGUUAUCCUGUGAGAAAACUAACAAGAGAAUUGGACUAUCUUGUCGAAGAAAUUAGACCCAAUUAUGCUGAAAUAUCAGCACAUUUAGCAGAAUGUGAAGAAAAAUUUGCUAAGGCGAAUAGAAAAGAAGUUUCUCGUAAAUUGGACGAAUUAAAUAAUGAUGUUUUUAUAAAUAAAAUGAAUUAUCACAAGAUUGCAUUGGAAUAUUUUUCGAGGAUGAAUGCGUUGCAGGGCACCCGUUAUACACAACUUAUUGAACCAGUAGUAGCAAUGCUUUGCACUUUUAGAUCUUACUUUGGCAUAGGUAACGACGCACUACGGAAGGAAUCAUUCACAGAAUUUCUAACGAUUUGUCAACAACAAAUGCAAAGUAUCGACGAGGAAAUAGAAAGUGAGAAGAAGGAAUGUUCCGUAAUAUUGGCCUCUCUGGAUUCGUUAUCAAAAAAUGAUAGUGAAGUUUAUUAUGGUGAACCAGCUAUUCAGAAAAAUUCUUUGUCGGAGAAUGUUCAAAAACAAGGAUAUCUACGAAUAAAAAUUAAAAGUGGUUUUUUUUCAAAUAAUUGGGAAAAAUAUUUCGUUUUCACUCAAGGAUCGAGUUUGAUGUGGCAAAAGCAUAAUGAACUUGCCGCAUCUCUUAUGGGCAAUAAUGAUUUUAUCGAAGAAGAUAGUCUGCCAAGUGAAUGUGGUUCAUCGUUUACAGUAUCUGUAGAGAUCGUGUUUAUUCCUCUUUAUUCCUUUUCCAGCUCUCACCAUUACUGGUUAGAUUGUCUCCAACGGCUACAAGGGCCAUACGGUCGCUUACCGGUUUCCACUCAGUUAAAGCGGAAUGGGUCAGACAUAACAAUCGAUACACCAUUUUGUCUCGAGUUAUCCGAAGCACCACAGGUGUGGAUAGUGAUCGCUUGGAUUACAACGUCCAUAAGCGUUCUAAUAUUUCAUUCUGAUACGGCUAAAACCUCGCCACCCGUUCAGAGAGCUGUUCUCCUUGAUAGAUUUCGAGCGAUUAUCCUGGCUUGCGAGCACAUUUCAUUUAUCAGCCUUAGGAUCGCUUUAAGCCUGGAUUGUGCACUUAUCGCAUGUACCACCGGGCUGGCAAUUGAUUUAGUCGCUACACCUGGAACUUCUGCUGAAAUUGCUGGUGAUGAUAUCGAUCGUCGAUUUGUUUUCGUUCUUUUAAUUCCUUUUUCAUCUGAAAAUCGUAAUCAAAAAUGGUUUCUGCAAGCAAAAAAUACAACUGACAUGUAUGAAUGGGUUGAUGUAAUCAAUAAUUUAUCAGGAUUUCAGAGAAAGAAAAGCAACAUUGAUGUAAUUACUCAAGAUCACAAUUUGGGUGAUUUAGUUGGUGUUGCGGAUUUAUCUAAAAACAUUUCAAGCAGCUCUUCGCACUUAGUGCUUGAUUUAUCUAAUAUGAAUCUGUCACAUCAGCCGAUUCAGUUUGAUCUUUUGCCAGUGGAACAGUCGUUGGAAGGGAUUGAUUCUAGCAUCAUUUCAGAAAAUAAUGUUUCAUACGACAUUUGCUUUCUUGGCUCCUUGGAAAUAGGAAUAAACUAUUGCAAUGAAGCUUAUGUGCAGCAGGCUAUUCAAAAGGUCUUAGAUGCAAGAGAAGCUCAUUCUAUCCAUGAAAGUACUGCAUGUAGAAUGCUCAUCAAUAAAAAUGCUAGGACAGUAAUUCUUGUCGACUAUGAACAAAAGUCCAGUCUAAAAGCCUUGUUUGAAUUCGCUGAUAUUACAUUUUGGACUACUUAUUCAAACAGUAAAAUUUUUGCUAUUGUAACGAGGAUCAGAACAGGAAAAGAUGCUGUUGAUUCUGCAAAAUGCUCGAUUCUUAUAAACGAAGAAGAUGGUGGCGGUGAUGAAAUAUGCAAAGCAUUGGCCAGUGCUUUAAGAGAAUCACUUAGCAGUUUGGUUCUUCAAUCUUCUGGUACCAGUGAAUCUGAUGUUGCAUCGCUAAAAAAUGGUGGAAAUGAAAAAAGCUCAUAA
Molecule: messenger RNA, 2307 nt
Organism: Dracunculus medinensis (Guinea worm)
Lineage: Eukaryota; Metazoa; Nematoda; Chromadorea; Rhabditida; Dracunculidae
Source: the annotation of a GenBank genome assembly